GUAGUUUUUAAUGAAUUUCAGACGCGAUGGCGGAACCGUCGAUGACUGCUGCUGCUCAUUUAAACACAGCCGUUGAUUCAGUGAAUGGAGCGAUGUCUUAUUUACAGGAUGAGAAGACAGACUUUGAUGUGGUACCUCUAAAUCUGGGUGAUCUGGACAUCACAACAGAUGAGUUCAUUCUGGACGAGGUGGACAUUCACAUUCAAGCGAACCUUGAAGAUGAUCUAGUGAAGGAGGCACUCAAGACGGGUGUGGAUCUGCGGCAGUACUCGAAGCAGGUGGAGACGGAGCUGCAGCGCAUUGAACAGGUGUCAAUCAAGGACUAUAUUAAAGAGAGUCAGAAUAUUGCCUCUUUACAUAACCAGAUCACAGCCUGUGACUCGAUACUGGAGCGAAUGGAGGGCAUGUUGAGCAGUUUUCAGAGCGAUCUAUCGUCCAUCAGCAGCGAGAUACAGACUCUACAGCAGCAGUCUGUCAGUAUGAACAUGAGGCUGAAGAAUCGUCAGGCCGUGCGCAGUCAGCUUAGCCAACUGGUCGAUGAACUCGUCAUGCCCAGCACAAUGAUCUCUGUGAUUCUGGACAGUCCUGUCACAGAGCAGGAAUUUCUCGAGCAGCUUCAUGAGCUCAAUAACAAGAUCAACUUUGCUAAAGAGUUGAGCUUCAGAGAAACCCUUGCCUGCUCCGAUAUACAGGACAUCGUAGACCGUCUCAAAAUUAAAGCCGUCUCAAAGAUUCGUGAGUUCAUCCUACAGAAGAUCUACUCAUUCAGAAAGCCCAUGACCAACUACCAGAUCCCCCAGAACACAUUACUCAAAUAUAGGUUCUUCUAUCAGUUCCUUCUGGCCAACGAGAGGACAGUUGCUAAGGAGAUCCGUGAUGAGUAUGUGGACACCAUGAGCAAAAUCUACUUCAGUUACUUCAAGUCCUACAGUAGCAGACUGCUGAAAGUGCAGUAUGAAGAUGUAGCAGAUAAAGAUGAUCUGAUGGGGGAGGAAGACACAGCCAAAAAAGGUUUUUUCACCAAGCCGUCUCUGAAGAGCAGGAACACUAUUUUCACUCUUGGUCAGAGGGGGGCCGUAUUGAGUCCUGCUGAGUUGGAGGGGCCCAUCCUCAUUCCGCAUGCCGCUCAGAGAGGAGAUUGCAGAUACCCGUAUGAAACACUCUUCCGCAGUCAACACUACGCUCUGCUGGAUAAUGGCUGUCGUGAAUUCCUUUUCCUGUCGGAUUUCUUCAUGGUGGCUGGAAACUCAGCAUUGGAUCUGUUUAACUCCAUCAUGGGAAAAACCCUCAGCAUGUUCCUGAAGAAUCUGUCGACGUAUCUAUCGGACUGUUAUGACAGUAUAGCUGUGUUUCUGUGCAUUCACAUCAUUCUGCGCUUCAGAGCCAUCACAGUCAAGAGGAAUAUACCCGCUCUGGACAAGUACUGGGAGACUGUGCUGGAGUUGUUUUGGCCCAGAUUUGAGCUCAUUCUGGAGAUGAACAUCCAGAGCAUUCGAAACACUGACCCUCAGAAACUGGGUGUGCUGGACACCAGACCACACUACAUCACACGGCGAUACGCUGAAUUCUCCUCAGCUAUUGUCAGUAUAAAUCAAACAUUUCCAAAUGAGAAGACCCACACACUGCUCGGACAGCUCCAGAUCGAGGUGGAGAAUUUUGUUCUAAAGAUGGCGGCUGAGUUUCCCUCCAGACGAGAUCAGCUUAUCUUCCUCAUCAACAACUAUGACAUGAUGCUCAACGUUCUCAUGGAGAGAGCAGCUGAUGACAGUAAAGAGGUUGAGGGCUUCCAGCAGCUUCUAUUGGCAAGAACACAGGAGUUUAUCGAGGAGAUCCUGUCGCCUCCCUUUGGUGGUAUGAUUGCAUUUGUGAAGGAGAGCGAGGCACUAAUAGAGAAAGGGCAACUUGACAAACUUAAAAAUGACGAAGCUCGUAUAACUCAGUUAGUGCGAGGUUUCUCCAGCACAUGGAAGCAGUCUGUGGAGGCCUUGAGUCAGGACGUCAUGCGUUCAUUCACCAACUUUAAAAACGGAACCAGCAUUAUUCAGGGAGCACUUACGCAGCUCAUCCAGUACUAUCAUGGUUUCCAUAAGGUCCUCUCCCAGCCCACGUUCCGCAGUCUAGCGGUGCGCUCUGAACUCAUCAACCUUCACCAUCUGAUGGUGGAAGUCAAGAAACACAAACCAAACUUCUGAGCUCACACUCAGUGAAUCAGUAGUCAUUAAUAGAGUUUGACAGAACACAUCUGAUGUAGUUUGUGUUGAAUUGAUACCACUGAACUCCUCAAAGCUCAAUUCCAGAAGAUUUUUAUCAAGUUAUCUGGCAUACAAUAUAAUGAACAUGAAUCUGCACAUUUGGUCUGUCUUUUGUGUUUUAAGUAGACUGAUUAUGGGCUUCAAUGUAUUCAUUCUCAUUUCUCCAGUUAUAUCAUUUGUAAAGGUGUCACUUAUGGAUUUGAUGCAAUCAUUCAUAUUUUGACUUUUUUUCUCGUUUGAUCUGAAAAUCAUGGUUGCAUUCUGGGUAGAAGUGACCGAUUAAUUGACUAGAUGAUUAUAAAUACGGUGAAUCCGACAAUGGUAACAGAUCCAAGAGUGUUUUUUGUCUUUUCUGAUGUCUCAGAAUGUUUUCUGUUUGAAUUACCUCUGUAUAUAACAAAUGAAAGCAUUCCAUAUAUUCAAAUAAAAGUCUGCCGUCUAAAGACUCUAGAAGUGUU
Xyrauchen texanus (razorback sucker) is the source of this 2710-nucleotide messenger RNA. RefSeq names its product VPS52 subunit of GARP complex (gene vps52). The record is from RefSeq and is a predicted model, not a curated record. The transcript is spliced from 20 exons. NCBI's taxonomy places the organism in Eukaryota, Metazoa, Chordata, Actinopteri, Cypriniformes, Catostomidae. Gene Ontology annotation, biological process: Golgi to vacuole transport; retrograde transport, endosome to Golgi; endocytic recycling. Gene Ontology annotation, molecular function: syntaxin binding. The coding region runs from base 27 to 2192 and encodes 721 amino acids. Gene Ontology annotation, cellular component: GARP complex.